This is a messenger RNA of Wallemia ichthyophaga EXF-994, 624 nucleotides long. Its product is annotated as DNA-directed RNA polymerases I, II, and III subunit RPABC1. Gene Ontology annotation, molecular function: DNA binding; DNA-directed RNA polymerase activity. The record is from RefSeq and is a predicted model, not a curated record. Gene Ontology annotation, biological process: DNA-templated transcription. Bases 1 to 624 code for a protein of 207 amino acids. NCBI's taxonomy places the organism in Eukaryota, Fungi, Basidiomycota, Wallemiomycetes, Wallemiales, Wallemiaceae. Gene Ontology annotation, cellular component: RNA polymerase III complex; RNA polymerase II, core complex; RNA polymerase I complex. The transcript is spliced from 7 exons.
AUGGAGGACGAGAAACUCAUUUCUAAAUUAUGGAAAGUGUCGCGUACAUCUCAUGAGUUGGUUCAGGAUCGAGGAUUUGCUGUUUCCCAGGAAGAGAUUGAAGUUCCUUACGCCGACUUCAAAGGUCAAUACGCAGGUAAUGGCAUGAUAGACCGCAAUUCACUGCACUUCUUCGCCAGUCUGGAAGAUAACCCCGAUGAUCAGAUAUUCGUUUACUUCGCAGAUGAGCCUAGCAUUGGUAUAAAGACUAUGAGAAAAUUCUUGACUGUUUUGGAGGAGAGAAAGAUCGGCAGAGGUAUUUUGAUUUACCCAGAGAAACUCACACCAGCAGCAAACAAGGUCAUUGCUGAAAUGGCUGCUGACUACAAGUUACAAGCAUUCACAGAGUCCGAAUUGCAAGUAAACAUCACCCACCACCAGCUCGUCCCCCAGCACGAAGUUCUCACUGCAGAGGAGAAGAAGCUGCUGUUACAAAAAUAUAGACUCAAACCAACCCAGCUGCCUCGUAUACUAACUAGCGAUCCCGUGGCCAGAUACUUUGGAUUAGAGAGAGGUCAAGUCGUGAAAAUUAUCAGACCUUCAGAAACUUCUGGUCGUUACGCUUCCUACAGAAUUUGCUUCUAG